AACCCCUAACUCGGCCUCGAUCGCGACUCCCCGCAAGCUAUGUCGGAAAUUAAAAUCCAUCCUCGACCUACUCCCUCAAGGUGUCAAGCGUGCGAGAAUUCAGGUUUCGGCAGGGCUACUCCAUUGCUUUCUGUGUCCUUCCAUGAUUCGCAAAGCAUUGAACAACCUUGUUAAAAGUGCUGUGUCAUCUUUCAAAAUGGCUGACAUUGUUCCAACGGCUGCAGCGAUGUCUUCCGAUGGAGAUAGCAUGACCGUGUCACCAGCCACAGCAGAUGAUAGGAAGAGGGCAGCAGACAACUCGCCUGAUAAAGACUGCAAGAUGCAGAAACUGGAGGUACCAGAUAGUGUCAGCAGUAUAGACGUCACCAAUGGCAGUGAUGGACCAAAACGAAGCAAGUUAUUAAAACGUAAAGUGGCCAUCCUUCUCUCAUACGCUGGGGCUAACUAUGUCGGCAUGCAGAGGAACCCAGGGGUGCAGACCAUAGAGGAGGAUCUAGUGAACGCGUUGGUCAAGUCCGGAGCCAUCCCCGAGGACUGUGGAAGAAACAUGAACAAGAUGAGCUUUCAGAGGUGUGCUAGAACAGACAAAGGUGUGUCGGCUGCAGGUCAGGUGGUCUCUCUCAAAGUGCUCAUGCUUGAUAACCUGAUGGAGAGGAUUAAUGAGCAUCUACCACCGGUCAUCCGUGUCAUGGGUGUGACGAGGACAACGGGUGGUUUCAAUUGCAAGAAUAACUGUGAGUUUAGGACCUACAUGUACCUGAUACCAACUUUUGCUUUCACUCCCUUGGAGGACUUCACAUUGGAGAAAUACAGAGUUUCUGAUGAAAAGAUUGAAGAGGUGGGUGAACAACUCAAGAAGUACAUCGGCACUCACAACUUCCACAACUUUACAUCAGGAAAAGCCUUCACUGAUCCCAGUGCCAAUAGGUACAUCAAGGAAUUCACAUGUGAAAAGGGCUUUGUGGACGACGGGUUAGAGUUUGCCGUCAUAAAGGUCAAAGGUCAGAGCUUCAUGCUCCAUCAAAUCCGCAAGAUGCUUGGUCUUGUUCUUGCCGUCGUACGGGGUCUGACACCACCUAGUACUGUUGAGAGAGCAUUUCAGGAGCCAAAACUGGACAUUCCCCGGGCACCCGGCCUAGGCCUGGUCUUAGAAGCAGUACACUAUGACUGCUAUAACAAGCGAUGGGGCAAUGAUGGUCUACAUGAACCACUCACAUUCGAGGCAUCUAAGGAGAAAAUUGAGGCAUUUAAGCACAAACAUAUCUACCCAAACAUCAUCGUCAGAGAAAAGUACAACAAGUCUAUGCUGCAGUGGUUGAGCACAUUACCCCUCCACAGCUAUGAUGUAGUAGGGACCAGGAAUCCAUUGAGGAUAGCUGCUACAGAGAUGAAGAAAGCUCAGGAAGAACAGAGCGAGUCAUCAUCAUCUGACAUCGAAGCAUCAAAAACUGCUAUGGAGUCAGCCAUCCAGGCAGCACUGAAACAGCGAACAGAGCCUGCAUCAGAACCUGAACCUCUCCAAGAAACCAAACAAACGAAUAGCGAGCCGAGCAACGAGGAAACUGCAAGCCACACUGUACAGGAAGCUCUAUCACCGUCGGACAAGCCUGAGCAGCAAGACAGGACAGAAACUGAUUCAACAGACUCUCACAAUGUCACUUCAAAGGAACAAGUGAAUUGAAAUGCUCACAAUCCAUUUUGCAAGAAAUGUUGAUAUUAUUCCAGCAGAUUGAACACACUGACUUUAAUCAUUUGUAAGGACCUGGAUGAGCAUAUUCUUACUGCUGAAGGGAUGACAAUGCAGAGGGAGACAGAGACAAUCAGAUUUUCCAAACUAAUUGGUUUGGAUUUGUUUUAAUUUCGCUCAUAUUGUGCAUGAUUGACACAAUGGAAAUAUUUUUACUAAAAGGCAUUGAUAUUUACAGAUUUUAAUUGUUUUAAUUUUAAUUUAUACAUGCAUUAGCACAAUCAUGCCCAAAGAUUUUAAAGUUGCUCAUGCGUAGGUACAUAGAGGGCAGCA
Molecule: messenger RNA, 2020 nt
Organism: Strongylocentrotus purpuratus (purple sea urchin)
Lineage: Eukaryota; Metazoa; Echinodermata; Echinoidea; Camarodonta; Strongylocentrotidae
Gene: pus1
Product: tRNA pseudouridine synthase A
Exons: 12
Coding region: 143-1681 (512 amino acids)
Biological process (GO): tRNA pseudouridine synthesis; mRNA pseudouridine synthesis
Cellular component (GO): nucleus
Molecular function (GO): pseudouridine synthase activity; RNA binding
Source: RefSeq, a predicted model, not a curated record